This is a messenger RNA of Pogonomyrmex barbatus (red harvester ant), 4747 nucleotides long. RefSeq names its product inositol polyphosphate-4-phosphatase type I A. Gene Ontology annotation, molecular function: phosphatidylinositol-3,4-bisphosphate 4-phosphatase activity. Lineage: Eukaryota; Metazoa; Arthropoda; Insecta; Hymenoptera; Formicidae. The record is from RefSeq and is a predicted model, not a curated record. Gene Ontology annotation, cellular component: cytoplasm.
CGCCAGCCUGUCCGAAAAGUGAGGAAGGAGAACCACCCUGAACGCACGGCCUCCUGUCGCCACUCGGAGUCACGCAAUCGCAUCGCGAUGCUCGUUGUUCCGACACAUCGCCGUUCGCUAUGUUCGCUCCUCGCAUCGCGUCUUAGCGUCCGACACGCGAUGCGCUAACGUUGCCACGCGCUGUCGUUCGAUCGGAUCGACCGACCGACCGACCGAUCGACUGAUUCCGUUCUCCAUGUCGCACGUGCAUCCCAUCAGCCCGAGAUUGAUCCGCACCGACGAUGCGACGGGAAUGAGCAGUCCACGGGAAGCGACGGCGCGAAGCGGAUCUGAUUUUUGACAGAGGUUCCCCGAUGUGCCUGUGGACGGUCGAUCCACGAGAAAACAGGCGUGCAAGUGGAAGUUCCCGUCGACCUCUUAUUCAGUCACUGACGUGCAACGCGAGCGUGAGUGCAGAGUGCUGAAACGAUGUCGAGAUGCCAGGCGAAAGAGGGCCCGCGAACGAAAGUGAUCUAUCUGUAAAAAUGUAUAUAAGAGACGGAUAAGCAGCGGAGACUGUAAAUAUGCUAGCUUGAUCGCCUGUGCAAGAUGAGAUUCAACAAGCAGGAACUAUUGACUCUGGCUACACAGCCCUCGCAAAAAUUCGAGAAGGAGGGUAUUUUGUACGUAAGAGAACGGCAAGAGGGCUUCUUCCGCAGAACGGAAAGUAAAAAACCCGAGAACAAAAAUCAGAGAAGGAGGUCACAUAAGAGCCUACGAGAUCUCAAUUGCGUUACCGCCGGCGCGAGCAAAGUAAGUCUCGAACGAUGGUGCAGACUGCGAGGCAACCUUCUGUUCUAUUUCAAAUCGCGGGAGCAGUGGUCGGAGCCGCUGGGAGUGAUCAUACUGGAGCAGUGCACGGUCCGGGUGGAUCCGCCCAGCAACCACGUUCCUUACGGAUUCAGCAUAGUUUUCGACGGAGGCUUGUUUCAACAGUUAGGCGCGAACACGGCCGAGGAACGGGACAGUUGGUUGCAGGCACUGCAGCUGGCCAGCUACGAAUGCAUGCGGAGUCAGUUGUUGUCGUUGCGACAGCGCAUCGAGGCCUUCAGCGGGCACAAGCACGACACCGACAUACAGAUGUUGCGGCUGCAACGUGGGACCUUCACAGAUCCGGCAGAAGUACCAAUGUGCGAGAUAUCGCUAGCCUGCGAUAAUCUAUUAUGCGAUGGACAUGGCCGACCACCUACUCCUGUUUUAGAGAUAGAUGUACAGUCGAAAUCUCCCAAAACUUGGAUUAAGUAUGCACGAACAGAAGUCGUAGAGCGAAGUAGUAAUCCGAAUUUCUUAACUACGGUGAGUUUUCGGGCUAGUGACGGCUUAACUACUGAAACGAAAAUUAGAAUUACCGCAUACGACGUCAGGGAAAAAGUCAGCCAGACCGCGACUCCGAUAGGAAGUGCAAUAGUGACAUUCAGUACAGUGCAAGACACUCCUAGAUUAAGAAUACCAUUAAAAUCAGCGAAAACAACGACAGUCGGAUUUUUAACGAUUAAUGUGUGGAAUCUGGAAGCCGAGGACAAAGGGAACAGCACAGAGAGUACACCUUCGCGAAAUGCAGUAUAUAGCAACAACAAUCAACAACAACUGCCUUCGCACAGACGCUCGCAGUCAUUACCUCCAAGAUUAGGGACAAAAAUUAAGUUCCCACAUCAAGGCCAGUUAAAACUACUCUUUGCAAAUCCAUUUGUGCAGACUUAUAGAUUCCACUCCGGAUUAGGUGGUGAUAUAUGCGUACACGAGAUCAUGGCAGAGAGCAAACUCUGUUUUCAAUUUCCCCAACAUUUAUUGGGUAUUUGGAUACAAGAAGAAAAGGAAUUGUUACAAGAGGUAGCUGGAAUGGGAGAAUUGAGGGAGCCUUGGCAUACAAAGCAAAUAGAGUUGCUCGAUCGCCAUCUUCACCUGUUACAUUUAUAUUCCCAAGCCAAAGAAAACUUAGCCGCCUACAAAGGAAGUUAUUUCAAGCAAUCGUCACGAAAGAACGAUCGCACUCUCGAAUUUGCGCCUUUGAAUUUACACCUUCAACGAAUGUGGGUCCACAACGACACAUUGAACAAGUGUGGAUUUUAUGAUUUUAUUAGUGUAGGAGCAUUUACCGCCCAUUCCCACAAAAGCAAAAACGGUGGACUCAUAAGGUUGGUACAGGCAUUAAAGGAAUCACCUAUGCGAAGCAAUCAACUAUAUCAGGGAACAUCCAAAAUUACAAUGGCGCACGAUGCGAUCCAAGCUAUCAAACAAUUACGUCGAGAUGUUGUGGAAGCAAUGAGAUCCUUGAUGAAACUAGCCAAAGAGAAGCAAACAAGUGGCAUGCUGCCAAUAUGUGAAGAUAUGAUCACAAAAACUAGGAUCUUACUUAGUCUCUGGGAUCCCGGCUUGGUGGAGGAGGCAUUAACGUUUUUGGAAGAGUACAAAGUCGCGAAAGUUCAAGAAAACUCAACGACGUCUUCGGACGAUACUUUGACGCUGGACUUCAAGGCCAAUCAAUCUUUAUCGCCAUUUAAACGGAUUACACAGCAGCUCAAUUUCGAUUUAAAAAGCCCUGAUUUCGACGAUUUCGUCACUCCUGACACUCCCGAGUGUGUGCAGGAUAUCUGGUCGAAGAACGGCAUCAGAAAUGGCGAAUAUGCUUUCAUAGCAUAUUCGAGAAACGAGGCGCCCAACAGUAACGCCAGCGAGAGCGAAGUUGCGGAAGAGAAUUUCGUAAUAUUUCCGGAUGUAGAAGACGAUCCUAAGCAAAUAGAAGUGGAUAUUGAUGAGAGUGUUCAACGAAAUCCCGAUAACGAAAAGAAAGAAAGUUAUGAUGACGAGAAGGAAGAUUUGAAGAAUGACGCAGAUCCCUGUAAACGUUUCCUGGAUACUCAGAAGAUGUGCAAUUCGCCGUCCGCGAAUUAUUAUAAACCUACGGACGAACCAGAGCCGUGGGAUCUUACUCAGUUGAAUAUCGAAGCGAGUGUCAUGUGCCUCGUUUCUAAGGUGAAGUUUCUCUGCGGUAGAUGUAGCAGUCCGGCAGUGCGGCUGCGUAACAAAAGCAGCUUGGGUAGAUCGCAGAGCUUGAAGGGUUGCUUGCCGAGCAAUCGGCAGAAUAUCGAAGUCGUUACAAUCCAGCCGAAAAACGGCAUUAAGUGCGAGGAGUCGAACAAAUUACUGGACGAGUCGAACGAGCGGCAACAGUCCAGUCCGGGAGUGGAGAAACCAGCGUUCUCUAAAGCAAAGGAAGGGAUAACCGAUACUUAUCGUAACUCGUCUUCCAAUGAAGUGUGCCAAGCGGUCGAUUCAAUGACGCGCGUGAUCAAAAGUAAUUCGGGACAGAGAAAUAAGUUUACUGAAGGCCUAGACUUUGCGUCCAUCGUCGAUUGGACGAGUGAGCUUAGACCAAGCAUGAAGAAGCUGCGGCAAGCCAUGGACGGGCUGUUGAAAACUGCCAGAUUGACGCAUUCUGUAUUUCGUGUACAGGAAGACUCGAAAACGGCGCAGCGCGCGUGCAACGUCCGAUACAGACGAGACGUUUGUUUCAGUCAAGCGUUAACUGCCUUAGUAACCGGCAUAAUGGCAAAAUUAUGGUGUCAACGGCCCGAUCCGAUGUUUUUGCUAAUACUCACAACUCUGGGACCAUUGGUCUCCUUCGAAGGCCUUCUUAGCUAUUACGGAGACGAGAUAGACAUGUGGGGCGACAUGGCCGUAGCGGUUGAAGAUACACACACUGUCACAUUCACUCUGUCGAGAUGUGGCAUUCAACCCAGAGUCGAAGGAAAGUCUAAUGCGUUUCAGCUUCCUCUACCGCGUGUAGUAGGGUCGCGGAGUGCACUGACGGUUAUACUUCCGGUUCCGGAUGCGAUUUAUUCUCUCUUACCAUUAGUGCCCUCUUCGAGACAAACGUUAUCGUUUAAUGUAACUCCGGUGUUUUUCAACGUUGGUAUUAACGAAAUGGCUUCUUUAGCUGAGAGCCUCGGUACUACAAAACCACAGGAGAAAAGUAACAUGGACAACUUCGACAGAUUGAAUGAAUAUUAUUUGAGAUUUAAAAAAUUGAAUUUACCUACGGAACCUGCAUCUACGCGCUUUGCUGCUAGGUCAAUUUUGGGCCAUACAUUAUCGGAUAUGAUGGCCAAUUUAAAGACGUGUGUGCAAGAAAAAGUUAAUAAGAAUGUGGAAAUCUUACAAUUAUCUUCACAGAUAUGCCGAAGAAUGCGCGGUUUGAGAUUUACUAGCUGCAAAAGUGCGAAAGAUCGAACCGGUAUGUCGAUCACUCUCGAACAAGUCAAUAUAUUAUCAUCGGAAUAUCAUCUGGCUGAACACGAGUAUAUGAGAGCUCUCGACUGUAUGCGAAGCGAGGGUUGCCGCCGGGAAAAUACGUGGAAAAACAUCGGUGUGCGUAAAUAUGCGUUCAACAGUUUGCAGAUUCUGACGCUGCCCAGACUUUACCGACCGCCGACCGGCACGUACGGAUCUGCCCAGACUUAAGGGAUGAAUCCAGUUCCAGCGUCCCGUACGCACAUUGUAUGAAAUUAAGUUUCUGGCUGUGUAAUCGCGGAUUAACUUCCGCAGUACGUGCUAAGUAUGUAGUACUUGUUACAGAAUAGCAGAUGCUGAACGUUGGGGUGCGUUUAAGUAACGUGAUUCUUUAGAGAAUUUAUUGGGGACACGCGACUGGCACGUGUUAGGCAUACGAAAUACCUCGACCAGGGACGUAGCAAUAUGACGACAAAAA